UGGCCGUUUGUGUGGGAGGAGAAUCAUGUGGUUCCUACUACGUCGGAAGAGUUUGGAACUUUUUUCAUGGACGAUGAUUCGACCAAUUUGUAUACGCAACAACAACAUCAGCUCUCAUCUGAUAUUUACGACGAUGGAGCUUAUGCUGUUGUAGAUGAUCUCUCUCAUUACAAUAUUAACCUUUGGAAUUUCUGAGAUCCUUUUUUUUUUAUCAGCGAUCUUGGGCCAAAAUAUUCCAUCAUUGCUGAAGGUGAAACAUUAAGCUACUAGCCUCUUAGUAUAGUAAGAGUGUAAGACUAAUAGCUAGGUAAUUCAUCUUAUUUAUCUUUCUAUUUUUUUUUAUUUAAAAUUUACACCAAUUUAUUUCACAUAUCAUCUGUGUGCUAUAUGUGCUUUGUAUUACAUUGCAGUAUUGCACAUUACUUCCAUUUUAGUUUUCUUUCUUUUUGUUUUCUACGAUUUGCUUUCGUUUUUUGUAACAAGCCAAUCUUGACUCCUACUGUUUGGUCAUAGAUUGUUUUUUCAAAGUGUAUACAUAAGGUUUCAUGUGUGUGUUCUAUAAAUAUUUAAAUAGAAAUUCUAUGUAAAGAGAUAACAGUAUAGUAGUUCAACUAAAUCUAGAACUAAUAAUUUAAGUUCUACUAGGAUAUAGGACAAAUGUUUUAUACUUUGCCAGCCUUCACAAAUAUAAUCAAAAGGGUGCUUACAGAAUUAAAAAUAAUAUAAACCAAAAAUCGUCUCCAUGCGCAGAUGUUUCCAUUUUCUUAUUUGUUCAUUUUGUUGUUACAGAGCUGUAUACUGUUUUAUCAUUUUUAAAUACAAAAUUGUUGUUGAUCAAAAAACAAAAUUGGCAACAGACGCUGAGUUAGGAUCAAAAUUUAGUAGUGGCAUAUUUAUUCUUCCAAAUUUGCAUAAAUUGUUCUUAACAUUUUAAAAUCUCAGGAGCAAAAGCUGCAAAGCUCUCUAUCUGACCACUCAUUCCACGCAACUCGGGAAACUUUUCUUUUAAAACCCAGUCUUUUAACGAACUUACCCUCGCUUGGUCCUUAUAAUAAGUUAAUAACUGUGCAUUCGCCUUUUAUUAGAAUUGAGUGAUGUUUAGUCAGAUUUAUUUUAGUCCCUACCCCAGCGUAAACCGAUCAGCCACUUGAAUUUCCAAUCACAUCACUUUUUCUAAGAAACCACAUAUCACUGAAUUGGGAUCUAUUGAUACUAACCCUUGGGAGUAUUUAAAUUAUGCAGGUAUUAAAUCUCAAGCCCAAACAAUCAAGCAAAUCCCAAAGCCAAAGCCAUGUAAUUAGGGUUCUUGAAUUUCAUCUAAUAUGCUUAGCUAAUGCAACAUUGGCUGCCGUAGAGCAGCUUAUCUUCCCUAUCUUUGUAUGAAACUAUGAAUCAUUACAUCUCUAUUUGUAUAGAAUUCUAGAACCCUUUUUUUUUUGAACAACGGUUAUCAUAUUAAAUAGAAUUCUAGAACCCUAAUUACAUGGCUUUGGGCUUUGGUUGAUUGUUUGGGCUUGAGCUUUAAUAGCAGGCACCACAUUCCAAGACUAGAUGUUAUGACAUUCGAGAUCAACUAGACAAUCUUCACUGGGUUAAACGGUGUUUAAUCGGAUCAGGAAUCAAAUUAUUGAUUGUAAAACUGAAAACUUAUUAUAGGAUAUGUUGGACUCGAGAUUUAGUUCCAAUUCUAGUUUCGGUGAGCCUGCAAUAUACUAAAUUCCAAGAGUUUAAGGGCUCUAUAUUCUUAUUAAAUUGUAGUUGGUAUUUCUAAUUAGGAAAGUGGCUCGUACAUAUAUAUACUAUUGUUUAUUGGUUUCCAUUAAAUGUAAACCUUUACCCAUAUAAACAAGCACGUACGUAACAGUUAAUGUGGUGCUUUAAAACUUAUCACGUGAAUUCAAUAUCUUCUCGCAUUCGUCCAUAUAAAACAGACAAUAUCAAUAAAUUGACUAGACAAAACAAAUGCUAGCUAUGUGUUGUAUAUGCAUAUUACUUUGCUUAACAAUAUUACAGUUAAACUCAUUGAAAACUAAAAACAAAACUACAAGUCAGGCAGGUAAAUAACUCAUUUCCCUUAGCUCUGAAGAAUUAAAAACAAAACAAUCAUCCAAAAAUAAACAAAUGAUAAUAAAACAGAACAAAAACCAAACAAGGAAACAAGAAUGCACCAAAAGUCAGCCUUGCAUUUAAUAUAUGCAAUUUUGUAAUAAGUAACUUCAUGUUAAUCUCUUUCUCUCUAUACCUUUCGCUAUCGAAUAACCUUUCUUGAUUGUUAAAAAAAAUUAAUGGCUCCGUCGUUUCUAAGCGUGGCCAAGUUCGUCGAAGCAAUACUUCGCCGAAGAUUCUCCUCCGCUGGUCUCUCUCUACAAACCCUAUCCAUCGACUCCGAAACCACCAUACAAUUCUGGGGCCCACCGCCAUCUCUAUCACAUGAAAACAAACAAAAACGGUCCCUUCUCCUCCUCCACGGUUUUGGCCCCUCCGCCGUAUGGCAAUGGAGCCGGCAGGUAAAACCACUCUCACUCGCCUUUCGUCUCUACAUCCCAGACCUUGUCUUCUUUGGCGGCUCCACGACAACGUCAUCUUGCUCCGACGAGAACCGGUCAGAGAUGUUUCAGGCUUCGUGCAUGGGGAAGCUGAUGGAGAAGCUCGGUGUGGAGAGAUUUAGUGUUGUCGGGACGAGUUACGGUGGGUUUGUGGCGUAUAACAUGGCGAAAAUGUUUCCGGAGAAAGUGGACAAAGUGAUUCUUGCUAGCUCCGGAGUUAAUAUGCGGCGGAGUGACAAUGAGUCCUUCAUAGCGAGGGCCAAGUGCCACCGUAUAACGGAGGUGAUGCUUCCUUCCUCGGGGACCGAUCUCAGGAGAUUCUCUGGGAUGAUUUCUUCUAGGAGACUCAAUUUUGUCCCAGAUUUUGUAUGGAACGACUUUUGCCAGAAAAUGUAUUCAGAGAAUAGAGAGGAAAAGGCAGAACUUCUAGAGGGGCUCAGUAUUGGGAGGGACGAUCAAACUAACAUUACUCCCAUUCAACAGGACGUAAUGCUGAUAUGGGGAGAGCAUGAUCAGGUCUUUCCUUUGAAAAUGGCCCAUGACCUGAGAGAGAUGUUGGGGAAAAAAACGAAGCUGAAAGUGAUACAAAAGACAUCACACAUACCCCAAACGGAAAAGCCCAAAGAAUUCAAUGGCACUAUCAUGUCUUUUUUGUUAUCUCCCUCUCCUUCAAUAUAAUUGUAACAAACAUAUCAAACUAAAAACUUGCGUAUUUGAUUCCUCAAUUCCUCAACGUUAGAAGUGUUUUUUUUUUGUAAUCAGAAUGUUAGAAGUGUUUGUGACAAUGUCAAAUACAUUUAAGAUUUUUUUAACUAAUGGAGAUUAGAU
Molecule: messenger RNA, 3374 nt
Organism: Brassica rapa (field mustard)
Lineage: Eukaryota; Viridiplantae; Streptophyta; Magnoliopsida; Brassicales; Brassicaceae
Product: dihydrolipoyllysine-residue acetyltransferase component of acetoin cleaving system
Molecular function (GO): catalytic activity
Source: RefSeq, a predicted model, not a curated record